AUGGACAGCUUUCUUAUGGCUAGGCAUGGUGACGAGGACCACAGCGCGACGGGCACGGCAACCGCCUCCGAUGCCAUGCCGGGAAUGGAUAUGGGAUCCGGCUCGAUGAACGGCAGCACGAGCUCGAGCAGUAUGACCAUGAUGAUGAUGACCAUCUUCCAAAACAACAUGAACACUCCUCUGUACACCGAGGCGUGGACCCCGAAUAGCGUUGGCACCUACGCCGCCACCUGCAUCUUCCUCAUCUUCCUCGCCUUCGGCCUGCGCAGCAUGUUGGCGCUGAAGUCCAUCCAAGAGAAGCGAUGGCUGGACAAGGACUUCAAGCGUCGCUACAUCAGCGUCAACGGAAAGAUGGGCAUGGCCGGGCAGAUGUCGUCGGACAGCAUGGCGAAACAGAUGGUGCUCUCGGAGAACGGCGUCGAGGAGAAUGUUACCGUCGUCCAGAAGCAGCACGGCAUUUGGAGGCCAUGGAGGUUGUCGGUCGAUCCCAUCCGGGCCUUGAUUGAUACUGCUAUUGCUGGUGUCGGCUAUUUGCUAAUGUUGGCUGUCAUGACCAUGAACGUUGGCUACCUGCUCUCGGUUCUGGGUGGCGUCUUCUUGGGCAGUCUCGCUGUUGGCCGCUUUGCUACCUUGGGCGAGCACUAG
Colletotrichum spaethianum is the source of this 645-nucleotide messenger RNA. RefSeq lists its product as uncharacterized. The coding region runs from base 1 to 645 and encodes 214 amino acids. Gene Ontology annotation, biological process: copper ion transmembrane transport; intracellular copper ion homeostasis. Gene Ontology annotation, cellular component: plasma membrane. Gene Ontology annotation, molecular function: copper ion transmembrane transporter activity. The transcript is spliced from 2 exons. NCBI's taxonomy places the organism in Eukaryota, Fungi, Ascomycota, Sordariomycetes, Glomerellales, Glomerellaceae. The record is from RefSeq and is a predicted model, not a curated record.